GGGGCGGGGCCUGAGUGCGCCUGCGCGGUCCGCUCUACUCAGGGAGGCGGAGGCGACGCGCUGCAGGAAAGAUGGAAGACUACCAGGCUGCCGAGGAGACUGCUUUUGUUGUGGAUGAAGUGAGCAACAUUGUAAAAGAGGCUAUAGAAAGUGCGAUCGGCGGUAACGCUUACCAGCACAGCAAAGUCAACCAGUGGACCACAAAUGUAGUAGAACAAACUUUAAGCCAACUCACCAAGCUGGGAAAACCAUUUAAAUACAUUGUGACCUGUGUAAUUAUGCAGAAGAAUGGAGCUGGACUACACACGGCAAGUUCCUGCUUCUGGGACAGCUCUACUGAUGGGAGCUGUACCGUGCGAUGGGAGAACAAGACCAUGUACUGCAUCGUCAGCGCCUUUGGACUGUCCAUUUGACCUCCUUGUCCAGCCUGUGACCUUUCGCUCUGUCUCAGCGUUUCUUUUCCAUCUUCUAACCGCCAACCACGAAUUCAAAUGAACACCUUUCUCAUUCUUAAGUGUGUGUUUUGUGGCACUCUCAAAAUAUAGAGAAAAAACCAAAUGACUGCACUGUUAGAUGAACUGUACACCGUAAGUCAAAUGAAUAGUUUGCAGUGCGUAGUCUGAAGCCUGUAUUGCCACUUGUCUUAACUCUGAAUAUUUCUUUUCAAAGGUGCUAAAAACUGAAAUCUGCUAAUGUGAAACUUGCUCUACUCUCUGAAAUGAUUCAAAUACACUAAUUUUCCAUACUUUAUACUUUUGUUAGAAUAAAUUAUUCAGAU
Messenger RNA from Propithecus coquereli (Coquerel's sifaka), 778 nucleotides. It is a transcript of the gene DYNLT1, whose product is annotated as dynein, light chain, Tctex-type 1. Lineage: Eukaryota; Metazoa; Chordata; Mammalia; Primates; Indriidae. Bases 72 to 413 code for a protein of 113 amino acids. Gene Ontology annotation, cellular component: cytoplasmic dynein complex; cytoplasm. The record is from RefSeq and is a predicted model, not a curated record. Gene Ontology annotation, biological process: microtubule-based movement. Gene Ontology annotation, molecular function: dynein intermediate chain binding. The transcript has 5 exons.